Messenger RNA from Talaromyces marneffei, 1140 nucleotides. RefSeq lists its product as uncharacterized. The transcript has a single exon. The coding region runs from base 1 to 1140 and encodes 379 amino acids. Lineage: Eukaryota; Fungi; Ascomycota; Eurotiomycetes; Eurotiales; Trichocomaceae. The record is from RefSeq and is a predicted model, not a curated record. Gene Ontology annotation, molecular function: protein binding.
AUGUUUGGCCCCGCGCAAGCAAGACUUUAUGCAAAAUUCAGCCUUGUAUUUGCGCAAAAUGGGCGUUGGAAUGAUGCUGAGACGCUUCAGUUGAUAGUCAAAAAGUAUACCGACAGCGUUUUAGGACUAGAUCACGCAGUUAGUCGGCGUAUAACUCUGGCAUUGGCAAUUACCUACUACAGUCAAGGCCGAGGUGACGAAGCGGGAGACCUACAAGACACCGUUUUGCAGGCAUGCAUGGCAUCUUUAGGGCCCAAUAGUGGCGAAACCCUGACGACUAUGGAUCUCUUUGGGCAAACCAGAUGGCAACAAGGAAGAUAUAGUGAAGCUAGGAUGCUACAGCAGCAUGCAGUCGAUGGCCUUAUCAAGCUGAGAGGCCCAAUGCAUGAGGAUACCCUUAGCGCUAUGGGUAACCUGGGUAAGACGGUGGCGAAAUUCUUGGACGAUGAAAGCCUGGAGGAAGCCGGGCGCCUGUUAAAAUCCGCUUUUGAUGGGAUGAGCGAGGUACUCGGCCCAACACACCUGAAGACACUGGCCGUAAAGGAGGAUCUGGCUGCACUUGCUCUGCAGUUGGAAGAGCAAUUACCUUUGGCGGAGAAGAUGGAGCAGGAAGUCCUUGAUUGCCGCAAGGUGAAAUUGGGUAAAGAAAAUCCAUAUACACUACUCACGAUGGCACUAUUGGCCAGAAUCAAAACUGCAAUGGGUCAGCAUGAUGAUGCAGAAGCACUUAUCUGCAGUGCCCUGGAGAUUGCAGAUCGUAAUCUUGCGGAAGCCCACAUCGGAACCUUGAUGGGAAGGACGGUGCUUGGAAUAAUAUUGAUAAAUCCACGGAGAUUGAAAGAGGCCGAAAUAGUACGUUCCAUUGUGAUUGAAAAACAGCGUAAUCUGUCACAACAUGGAGGUGAAUUUCAUCCAGACAGACUGGGCGCUAUGAUUGAGCUUGCUAGAUGUUAUAGGUUGCAAAAAAAGUUUGAUGAAAGCAUACGGCUUUGCGAUGAAACUAUCGAGGGACUUCGGACUAUAAGUUUGAAGCAGCAUCCUCUUGAAAGAAAGAUGCAGGUACAGAAGGUCGAGUUACUUGAGCUGAAGCGCGAGGCCGAAGAGAGGAACAAUGCAAAUCAGACCGGAGAUGUAGGAUAA